AUGGGAGAUGAAUUUCUAACCGUACCAGAGGGCGUCUUGGUCGCUAAAAAAGACUUCGAAAUCCAGCACGAUGACAUCGACACCAAGAACUUGUACGUCAUUAAGGCCAUGCAAUCGUUGACCUCCAAGGGAUACGUCAAGACCCAAUUCUCGUGGCAAUACUACUACUACACUCUGACCGACGAGGGUAUCAACUACCUGAGAGAGUACCUUGCUUUGCCAGAGACCAUUGUUCCAAACACCUUGGUUGCUGAGCCAAUCCAGGAGAGACCACAAGCCAGACCGCAGAAACCUACAAUCAUCAACAACUACUACUACGUAUCGCCGCCGCCGCAACCAGGCAACGUUGCUCCUCCACAGCCCCAGCAGAUCCCGCAUCCCUAUCUGAGUCCUGGUUCCUCAUUCACGAGGGCGUCCCUGGAAAACAGACCAUCGUCGCUUUCGUCUCGCCCGCAACGGCCACAGCUGCUGGCAAAGGUGCCCAGCACGUCAUCUGAGGAGUCUGAGAUCUAUUCUUCGCCGUCGCUGGCCCGUCUCGAACUACACCCACGGCUGCCCCAAAUCGACCUUGACGACCCGGUCCCUGAUCCACAAGUACCUAAUCUGCUGAGUCUGCUCUCGCGCAUGGGUCCCGACUCGAUUUCCGUUCACAACCAGCAACUCUACGACGCAUUCUCACGGUUUGGCAAGGACUCCAUAGAUUACGAAGAUUUACGACAGCUGCUGGUCAAUCCGGAAGGAACGUAUUUCAAAUCUGACAGCGCCAGACGCCUCUGCAACACUUUCGUGUCCACCACGUCUGAGUUGGAGUUUCGCGAUUUCAUCAGAUUGUGCAAGUUCCUCAAAGGAUGCUACGACUCGUUCAAGUAUCACGACUCAGAUAAAUCAUGCUACUUAGAGCCCGCAGAGUUCUCCAAGUCGCUCAGAUACAACCAGAUCACGUGCCCGGACAGACUGCUGCAACAGAUAUACAGGAAUUCGCCAAACUUGAACCUCGAAGCCUACGUUCUCGCGGUGAUCCUGAUCCGCAAACACGAGCGCGAACACCUUUACACCGGCUAG
Ogataea angusta is the source of this 1062-nucleotide messenger RNA. RefSeq lists its product as uncharacterized. The record is from RefSeq and is a predicted model, not a curated record. NCBI's taxonomy places the organism in Eukaryota, Fungi, Ascomycota, Pichiomycetes, Pichiales, Pichiaceae. Gene Ontology annotation, molecular function: RNA binding; structural constituent of ribosome. The coding region runs from base 1 to 1062 and encodes 353 amino acids. The transcript is spliced from 2 exons. Gene Ontology annotation, cellular component: cytosolic small ribosomal subunit.